AUGAAUGGGAAAGAGAGAAAAUGUGGGGGGAUAUUCGAGCAUGAAAUACUUGAAACGGAGUGGGAAGAGGUGGUGGGCGCACGAGAGGGGUUGAUGCUGGGCGGUGGCUUUUGCCGAGGCAGUAUUUGCUGGGGAAGAGGAGAGGCAGCAUCAUACGUGGAGGUCUGGGCAAUUACAGUGGUGGUGGAGGAGGAGGAGGAGGAGGAGGAGGAGGAGGAGGAGGAGGAGGAGGAGGAGGAGGAGGAGGAGGAGGAGGAGGAGGAGGAGGAGGAGGAGGAGGAGGAGGAGAGAAUGCGAGGGGAUUAG
This is a messenger RNA of Closterium sp. Naga37s-1, 306 nucleotides long. The record is from the annotation of a GenBank genome assembly. Lineage: Eukaryota; Viridiplantae; Streptophyta; Zygnematophyceae; Desmidiales; Closteriaceae.